UAUGAUUUAAACAAUGUCAAAUUAUUUUAAUAAUAUGAAUGUUGAUAUGCUUAUAUAGUAUGCUUAUAUAGUACUUUGAUAUGCACAUGUGUGUGGAAUAUUGUAACAACAAACUGCCCAAGUGAUGAUAUAAAGCCAGGAAGGGGGAGGGAAGGCAAAUGCACAAAAAUCUGCAAAUUACAUGUCACAUAGAUUACAAAUAAUUUAUCAGUUAAUAAUUGUAAUAUGUUAACAGCCCAUUGUGUUUGUUGAAACCUGAGAUUGCCUGAAAUUUUUUGAUGAAUUGAAUGAGAAGUUCCUAAAUUAACUUUAAAAUCUUACAUUAGUCUAGCGCUCUAGCCACUCUAAGUAUCUGAAAAAGGUACUACCAGGCUUCUGAUAUUUUUUCUUGUCAUCAUAAACUAAUACAGUUGUUCUUGUACAAUAUCCACAAGUGGUGAUAAGAGUGUAAAUGUUAAGAAAUACUACAGAAACAGUGUAUGGUUUAAUGCGGUAGUGUUGUGCAUAUAAAAUCCCCCGGAUUGAUCGAAAACAUAUAUUUUUUGUGGAGUUCACUUAACUAGAUGCAGUUCUACCUACUCAAACCUCUAUUGGAAGCCAACACUCUGUAGCCACUCCAUUUGUUCUCAAUGGAAGAUCUACCUUGGAGGAGACAGAAGUAUGCUGUAUUUCUCUGAAAUUAUUCUGAAACAUUGGACCUAGUGCAGAACUUGACUCUUUAAGUACAGAGCAUGUACAGAAUCCAUGCUGCUCCUAUGGUUAUAGAUGUUGUUAGAGCAGAUGUUAGAAAAGAUCUUUGGGUAAUCCAGUAGAAGUAUUUCAUAUUCCUCGUUUUCCUAAAUGAUAGAUAGGUCAUCCUUUUAGAGCUGAACAUAUUGUUGGCUCUACAAUAUAUGUUUUCAGAAUAAGACAUAGCUAUCUUAAAACGUUGCUUCAAGAGUCGCAACUCAGGUAGCCUGAUAAUGAAGGCUCCCCCCCUUUUUUCCUCCCUAAGGCUCAAAAAUGCCUCUCUUAACAGAUUUCCAUCUAGUCAGGUUACUGGUCUCAGCCAUACCCUGCAGAAAUUGCUGCCUAUGACCCAGAUUCCACUGGGGUGAGACUUUGGGGAGAUGGAUCUGCCUUUGGAGGAACCUCCAACCCAGCCUCCAUCAGAACCACUAUCAGCACCUCCAAAUUCUAUGCCAGUGUGUGAGCUCCAGACUGCUGUGUCUUGUUUUGCAGAGGAGACUGUUUCAUUCCUCUCUGUCAAUAGCUUGUUAAGCCAGUCCCUGCUCAGGGCAGCUGGCAGCCUGGGGGCACAGCAGAAAGAGCAAGGGGUGCCGUCAGCCAUGGCCCGGCGCAAGCGUGAAUUCACUCCAGAUGCGAAGAAGGAUGAUGGCUACUGGGACAAGAGGAAGAAGAACAAUGAAGCAGCCAAACGCUCUCGAGAGAAACGGCGGGUCAGUGAUUUAGCCCUGGAGGGACGAGUUUUGGCCCUGCUGGAGGAAAAUGCCCGCCUGAAGGCAGAACUCCUAGCCCUCAAGUUUCGCUUUGGCUUGAUCCGGGAUCCAGUAGAAGCUCCUCAACCAGCACUUACACUGGCCAGUGAACUCCAUCGGUCAGCCACUCUACCCCAGCACUUCCCAGUGGCUCCUGAACUACCCCGCUACCCUUGCACCUUCCACUCAGAGCCAGCUACCAGCUCUGAGGACUCUGGCUUUUCCACCCCAGGAAGCUCCAACCUGGGAAGUCCUGUCUUUUUCGAGGAACGUGACAGGUCAGAGGAAGGAAUUAUGUAUGAGAGGCAUUGCCUAGUACCCGAUGCUUCAGCUGAUGGAGCUGAUCUAGGCCGUGUUGGCCGUUACGACUCUGGGGAGAGCAUCAAAGGUCUUCCCCACAAGUUGCGCUUCAAAAUGGCAGUAGGGUCAGAGGAGAUAGCUGGAGAACAAUCUGGACAUUGCCCACCUUCUCCACCAGGAGGAACAUGGAGGGGGCUGGUGACACGAAAAGAGCAGCCAAGCUCAGGGUGUUCUGUAGGUACCCUGGCAGUUGAGAGUAAUUGUGAAACAGAAGUCUCCGGGGGCCCUCAAGAACCUGAGUACCAGGCAGAGAACCGUUCCCUACAAUGUCAGCUGGCCUCACUUUCAGCUGAAGUAGCCCAGCUGAAAAAACUGUUCUCUGAACAAAUCCUCAUCAAGAUGAAUUGAAGUGGGGGGACAAAGAUGGAAGAGGGUCACUUUUCUUUCCUUCUUUCUUAGGGCUACCAAAUAUUGGCUGCAAAAAUUGAAUUACCACUAGAUGGUAGGAAAGAGCUAACUUUUUAUCCAUUCCUUUCCUGCCAUAUGAAGUAGUCAACAAUUGUGCAGCCCAAAUCUUGUAUCCUUACCAGAUUUUUCCUCCUUACCCCAUCUUCCAGUGCUUCAUAUAUUUACAUUUGCAUACAUUUAGCCCUGGGAGUUUACUUUUGUUGUAAAGAUUUGUAUUAAGGAAAGCCCCUCCACCUUUUAACUGUGUGCUCUUUCUUGCUCUUUCCACAUUCUACAUUGAUUUCUGGUACAUGUAGUUAAGGGAGGCUAUCUAGAAUGGGAAUGCUUGGUUCAGUUUUGGUGGGGUGAAUGGGGCACAGCUACUGCUGGCAUCCUGGAGAGAAAGACUGGUGCAGCUCUGCAGUUUGUUGGCCUUUGGGAACUGUCCUGUUUGUUAUACCUAAGAAAGAUGACACUAAUCCAGAUGAGCUUCAGUUAGGUAAAUCUGUCCUUAAAAAGCAGGCAUUGCCUGGAUCAGGCCAAGGCUUCAGCAGCUACCCAGAUGCAUUUUGGAUGCUAGAAAUGUGGAUCUGAGGGCAAAAGCUCUUCCUCAUUGAUCUGUAUAUGUUGUGCAUGGUCCAUAAGACGAGUAAUAGUUUGAUCAGGGCUAUGUUAAAUGGACUGCAAAACUCUGAAUGACCAGUGGGUGGCAGCAGAGAACCAUUUACUGAUGGCCUUGAAUUUUGUAUCCUACAUCUGGUUUGUUUAUUAGUGUCAGAAGUGUCACCAUUAAAAUAAGGCAUACUAUACAACAUAAAAUAUAAAAUAUAAAAUACAAGAUCAAAGUAUGUACAAUUUAAAUAGUUCUUGCCCAGAAACUAGUAACAUUCGUUUUGUCAUGCUGCCAUGAGGUCCUCAAUUGUGCAUUGAUCAGGAUACUAAGGACAGAUAUACAAAUGUGUUGCUGUCUGCAUGUCAUCACAGUUGCGAAGGAGCCUUCCCAAAGAAUGUGUGUCCCUGGGCAACAUCUUAUAGCUGGCUAAUCCUCUCAAUCCAGAAGCAUCUGAAAGGUAGUGGUGAGGUGCUAGACCUGGUAACCUUAAGUACAAUUUUCCAUGACGCUAGGUAUGUACUAUAUUCCUUUAAGAGUUACAUUAGUGGCUAUUGUGAUCUGGACUUCUGGGAAAUAAUCAUUAGAAAAUUGUUUCUGAGCCCAAGUAGAUUUCAGGCUGCCUUAUGUAGCUUCUUUCUCCCCAUUUGGUUUGUCUAGGUAGACACUUGAAGUAGAUCAUGAUGAACAUUCAGGUAGUCCUCAAUUUAUAACCAUUUGUUUAGCGACUGUUUGAAGUUACAACAGUACCACUGGUCCUCGCACUUACAACAGUUGCAGCAUCUCCCAAUCAUGUCAUCAAAAUUCAGGCACCCUUAGCAACCGGCAUCUGAUAAGAAAAAUCAAUGGGAGAUGCCAGAUUUGGAUAACAAAUGUGUGAUUCACUUAACAACUUCAGUAAUUCAAUUCACUUAUUAAUCAUGACAAAAAAAUUGUAAAAUUGUGCAUAACUGACUUAACAACCACCUUGCUUAGCAAUGGAAAUUCUAGUCUAAGAAUGGCUGUAAAUCAAGAACUACCUCUACAUCAGCUGUAAAGAUGGGUGAACCCAGAAAAAUUAGCAAAUUGGUUUAGAACAAAGUCUCUGGAUUUCUCAUUACUUUUCCCAGUACUUUAGAUGUGCCUGGAAACUGACUCUGAGGUUUGAGACUGUGCUAAAAGUACUCUGCACAUGCUCCAACAUGUUCUUUAUUCAUAUUUUAUCUGUUUCAGUGUGAAAAUUUGACAUUGCAAGUAUUCGUUGAAGAACUGUUAUCUGAUUAGUCAUCUGUUUUUGAAGUUUGUUGUUUCAGUGAUUUAAUAAACGCUUGAAUUACUGUA
Molecule: messenger RNA, 4155 nt
Organism: Pantherophis guttatus
Lineage: Eukaryota; Metazoa; Chordata; Lepidosauria; Squamata; Colubridae
Biological process (GO): regulation of DNA-templated transcription; circadian rhythm
Cellular component (GO): nucleus
Molecular function (GO): DNA-binding transcription factor activity; DNA binding
Source: RefSeq, a predicted model, not a curated record